ACAGCUUUUCUUUGUUUUUUACUCAGAAUAUAGCGGAACAACAAGUUUGAAAACAUGAUUUGUGUUAUUUUGUGUGUAGAUUUCUUGCAGUAGAAAAACCAUCCAUAUGGAAGCUGUUUGAAACAACCACGUACUGUUUUUACAAGCCAUCUUCAUGUAGAUAUUUCGUAGUGAAGCGGAGUGUUUUCGUCUGCUAUCUAAAACGCUAAGGAUGCUUUUAUGCCUAAGCGAGUAAUAACAACUUAUGCCCUCUGGGCGUUGGGAGGUCCACUGGGUCUUCACCACCUUUACCUCAGGAGGGACAGCCAUGCUCUCUUGUGGAUGCUCACUCUUGGUGGUUUUGGGUUCGGCUGGCUCAGAGACUUCUUCCGAAUCCCAGCUUAUGUUAGCGAAGCCAACAAAAUGGCUGAGAGACUCAGACACCCAUCUGGGACUCCUCCACCAGUAGGCUUGGUUCGUUUUGCUGGCCAGGUUUGUGUCGGCAUUUACUUCGGAUCAGUUGCUUUGGUUAGUCUGAACUCUCUGAGUUUCUUCUACCUGCUUGUGCUGCCAUUGAGUGUUGGUGUAGGGGUCCACCUGGUGUCCUGCGUGGGUCAGCAGACUUCUGACCUGCAGAAGACCCUCACUGCUUGUAUCAUGACCUCCUCCAUAUUCUACGGCAGCUCGCUCUCACCUCUCCCUAUCAGCAUAGCAGCUAGUGUCACUGCAGCACAACAUAGAAAGUUUAAACCUCGCCAACAUGCCAGAUCUCCACCGGAGCCACUCGGACCUCGAUUCUACCGUCUCAGCCUAGCCCUGCUGGCUUUCUCGGCUCCUCUAGGAUACUGCAUUUUUCACAACACCACAGCUACUUUAUACUACAUUUCGGACUGCGUGGCAACACUUCUUGAUAUGUUCUGGUUUAUCCCUUGGUUGAGAGGGGUUGUGGAGUUCUUUCUGCUAUUGCCAUACCAGAUUUUGUGUGCACUGACUGGAGGGAGUUACUAUGAGGAAAGUUGGAAGAAAGUCCUGGAAAUACUUCUUAAUGAGUACAGCAAAAGAGAAAUAGAGGCAAUGAAGGUGCUGUCAGUGUCUGAGGGUGCCACGCUGGAGGAUAUCUCCCACAGCUACAGGGAACUUGCUAAGUUAUGGCACCCGGACCGAAACCCCAAUAAGAAACAAGAGGCAGAAGAGAUGUUUAUUAAAAUCAAUGAGGCAUAUGAGACACUGCUCCACAGAUAUAAGCCUCGAAGCAGGAAAUGACUUCAGACUGCAUGUUUGUUGUAGUCUGCCAUCCAGUGGUUAUAAAUUGUACUUUCAUUAAGAUAUCCCUGUUUGGAGGACAUUAAACUAACACACUGAUGCUCAUCACAUUUUGGUGUCAUGCCCUGCAAUAAAUCGGCAUUCCCCCAGAGUAUUUGUGGAAUAGUUUCUAGCUCCACCCUUGCUGACCCUAACCAGGUUUAAACAGCUUUGGACAUAAAGUCGAGAAUACCUUUAUUAUCAUCUCAACCAUAUACAAUAUAGAGUACACAGUAAGAUGAAAUAACCGUGUCCAGGAUUAUGCUUCACUGAAUGAAUUAACAAAUUUCAGCUCUGUGCUCCACUGAUUAAAACAAGUUGAGAAAAGUUUGAAACCUAUCCCAAGCUGGCGUACACCCUGGAUCGGCUGCCAGUCCAUCACAGGGCACAAGGACACAGUGUACAAGCACACGCACUCACACAUUUACUCACUACAGGCAGUUAAUUUAAAAACGCCAGUUAGUUUACCCUGCAUGUCUUUGUACUGCGGAAGGAAACCCAAGUACCUGGAAAGUACAGGGAGAACAUGCAAACUCCGUGCACACAGAGCCAAGGCAGGACUCGAACCCACGACCCUGGAGGUGCAACAACUACACUACUGUGCCACCUAUCUACCUUUAAACCAUUUAGCAGACACAUUUUCUCCAAACUGAACUAAACAAGUAAAAUAAAUGCUGCAAAAAAUAAGCAUUUUUACUAUUCAAUUAAAAAAAAUGGACAGAUUGCAAGCAAACAGUU
Clarias gariepinus (North African catfish) is the source of this 2019-nucleotide messenger RNA. RefSeq names its product DnaJ (Hsp40) homolog, subfamily C, member 22 (gene dnajc22). NCBI's taxonomy places the organism in Eukaryota, Metazoa, Chordata, Actinopteri, Siluriformes, Clariidae. Bases 220 to 1242 code for a protein of 340 amino acids. The record is from RefSeq and is a predicted model, not a curated record. Gene Ontology annotation, biological process: endocytosis. The transcript has 4 exons. Gene Ontology annotation, cellular component: early endosome; plasma membrane.